AUGGCUGCGCCCUCAGACAACCAACCGCAACACGACAAGGCCAUCGCCGAUUACAGCGCCCAGGCCAUCGUCACGCAGCUGGGGCUCAUCCCCAAUGUUGAGAAGGGCUACUACACCCAGACAUUUGAGGACCAUCUCGUGGUCCUCGGCAACCGCUCAGCCAGCACGGCCAUCUACUAUCUUCUCGAAGGCAAGCAUGGGCAAUCGCGCUGGCAUCGCGUGGCCGAUACCGAGAUCUGGCACUACUAUGCCGGCGCACCGCUCACACUGUCGCUCUCCUGGAACAACGGCUCUAAGCUCCAGCUCAAGACCCUAGGACCGGACAUCUUCCGUGGACAAGCGCCGCAGAUUGCCAUCGGAAAGCAGCAAUGGCAGAGCGCCAGGAGCCUAGGCAGCUGGACGCUCGUAGGUACGACGGUCGCUCCUGGCUUUGACGAAAGUGGUUUUGAGCUAGCACCAGAGGGUUGGCUGCCUCGGACUUCCUAG
Messenger RNA from Ascochyta rabiei, 486 nucleotides. RefSeq lists its product as uncharacterized. The transcript is spliced from 2 exons. Gene Ontology annotation, cellular component: intracellular anatomical structure. The record is from RefSeq and is a predicted model, not a curated record. NCBI's taxonomy places the organism in Eukaryota, Fungi, Ascomycota, Dothideomycetes, Pleosporales, Didymellaceae. The coding region runs from base 1 to 486 and encodes 161 amino acids.